Molecule: messenger RNA, 498 nt
Organism: Symbiodinium necroappetens
Lineage: Eukaryota; Dinophyceae; Suessiales; Symbiodiniaceae
Source: the annotation of a GenBank genome assembly
AUGGAGGCUCUUGCCUUCGCGUUGCAGCUUGACGGCGAGGAAGAGGUCCACUGCGAGUUGCAGCUCGAGGGAGACGAAGAGCACACGGUGGUUAAGAUUGGCCGAUGCCCGAAGGGUGGACUUGUUGUCAAUCACCUUGGUGUCUCCUGGGUCCAUGCAGAGCUCCGCCUACUGCGGCGAGACGGCGAGGCUGAACCACAGCUGUGCGUGCGAGAUGUCUCCGCAAACGGAACUGGACUUCAAGAAGAAGGAGGAAGUGAGGAGGAAGUGCAAUGGCUGCAGCGUAGCGAAGAUGUGCCUUUCCCGGAGGGGAAGCGGAUUGUAAUGCCGCAGAAAGUCAAGAACAAAGCCGGCCGGCCGGAGGACGCCGUGCGACGGAGCAUCGGCCUUCGCUUCACCAGCGAGGAAGAGGCGGCCAAGGCAAGGCAGAUCCGAGAAGAGAAGGCUGCCAAGAAACGAAGACGUGCCGGGAAAAAGGACCUAGCCGGGGCCGCCUGA